This is a messenger RNA of Cyphellophora europaea CBS 101466, 2229 nucleotides long. RefSeq lists its product as uncharacterized. Bases 1 to 2229 code for a protein of 742 amino acids. The transcript is spliced from 4 exons. The record is from RefSeq and is a predicted model, not a curated record. Lineage: Eukaryota; Fungi; Ascomycota; Eurotiomycetes; Chaetothyriales; Cyphellophoraceae.
AUGCGGCAAGCCUGGAACUUUCCAACGAAUGCUGAGCUGCAGAAACCCUACGAUAACGACCAGGAGGCAAUCGCAACUCCGGCUUCGACCUGGCACACUAUCGUGUAUGGAAAUUCGGCUUUCAAUAACCAGCGAACACAAGUUAGGCUCCUGUACAUCGGCGGAGAAGGAGAUGAACUCGUGUGCACGUUGAAAGUCACUGACCUCAGCAAGCUCGGCAACGCCACACCUUUCGUCGCCCUAUCGUACACCUGGGGAACGGGCAGCAAAUCCCUCAUCGUGAACGAUCAUGCGGUUGUCGUCACGGAAAAUCUUUUCCAUGCACUUCUUUCGCUUCGACAGAAGCACAAAACAGUGUGGGCCGACGCCCUCUGCAUUAAUCAAUCGAAUAUUGAGGAGAAAUCACAGCAGGUGGCGCAUAUGCACACCAUCUACAGCACUGCUCGCGAAGUGAUAGUUUGGCUCGGUCCUUCAGAUCCUUACAGCGAUGCAGUCAUGGCGGAAAUGAACGCAAUUGACGCUUAUCGAAUGGACAAUGGUGCUACUGAUUCCUGUCUAUUCGAUCUGCUAUCAAGUUGGGCAAUUAAUGAUAAAAAUGCUGGUUUCGUACUGAAAGGAGUCCACCGACUUGUGAAAAACGCUGAGCAAAAGCUACCUUUUGCGCAACUCUGGAAGAAGCUGGUACCGCAAGCGAUGGAGACCAGACUGGACACUCUAUCUCAAAACCUCAACACCAAGGCUCACCAACUUCUGGUCGCUAAGAAGCACGUGGUCGAGCGCCCAUACUGGCGCCGCGCUUGGAUCAUUCAAGAGUUGACAGUGGCUCGCGAGCUGCAGAUUCUCAAGGAUCUGAAGCGACUUACGGAUGAUGGUGCGGAAGUCGGUUGGUCUCUGUACCACACCCAGGUUCUCAGGCUGGACUCCCUUAAGUCGCGCUGGAAGCCUGGUGAGCCUAUCCACCUGCUCGAAGCCCUCAGAGCCUGUUACUACACACGCUGUGGCAAUAUCCUAGACGGAGUCUAUUCCUUGACCGGAAUAUGCUUCAAUCGCCGGCGAUUCGUACCCCACAUCGACUACGAAACCAAAGUCGAGAAUCUCCUGCAGAGCAUGACUACCCACCACAUUAGAUCGUCUGGAUCGCUGGAUGUCAUCUGUAUGCAAAUGAAGAAUGAUAACCCCGUAUUCAGCUUACCGUCCUGGGCGCCAGACUGGCGCAUCAUAGGGGGAAAUCCCUUCAACCACCGAAUGAUAUCCUACUUGACCGGUCAGGACCGACGGCAGAAACCACACAAGCAGGACCGCCGCUGGAAAGCAUCUGGCUCGUCCACAUGGACCUACGCCGACAUGGACACCUCGGGAAGACUGCUCCGCGUGCGCCGCCGUGUGGUUGGCAAAAUCAUCUGGCUCGAAGGCAAACUCCCACCAGGCAAGCAGUCCCUCUGGUCAAGAUUGGACAAACGUCUCACGGCGGAAAUUCAACACAACGACGUCACAUCCACCGUGUUCGACACCAUGAUGAAUUACAAGGAGCGGGACCCGGUGGACGACAGCAUGAACGAGUGGAAACACGUCUUCGAAGAGAAGGCGCUCCAACGCAUCGGCAACCGGAGCCCCAUGGCGCGUCUACGUCUUCCGAAGCUGCGCGACGCCCGGUUUCGCGGACAAACUCUCCAGCACUGGUCAAAUGGCGACCGGGCAUUCACCGACUGGACAUCCAUGGUCGAAGCCGAGGGACCGAGCGACUUUUCCGCGCCGAAGGGGAGGAAGUCGCUCGACUACCUCAAGCGAGGCGCGGACCGCAUGAUCCGCAACGAUGGCACGGGACGCAUCCUACCGAAGCAAGCACGCAGUCGGAGACUGGAGGCGGCAAUCCUCCAGGCCCUGGCCGACGAGAUGCCGUUGAUGCAGGUCGCCGUCCAACAAGCCGCCGUCCGCCGUACCAGAGACCUUGGCGAACCGAUACCACCACGGUUCUUGCUCGGUUGGGCGCACCCGCGGGCCGAAGUGGAGGACGAGAUCUGCCUGUUGGAAGGAUGCACGCUUCCCGUGACACUGCGAAGAAGCGUGCUCCUUUCCGAGGAUGGAGUGACCGUCCACGAGCCCAUCUUGCACGAGCCCAUCUUCAGGGUCGUGGGAGACGCUCACGUCACUGGAAUCAUGUCUGGGGAAAUGUGGCCGUCGGCGAUGGAGCACAAGACAAAGCCCCUGCAGGAUAUCUGGUUGGCCUGA